Molecule: messenger RNA, 2128 nt
Organism: Rosa chinensis
Lineage: Eukaryota; Viridiplantae; Streptophyta; Magnoliopsida; Rosales; Rosaceae
Product: putative F-box/LRR-repeat protein At3g58880
Exons: 5
Coding region: 310-1824 (504 amino acids)
Molecular function (GO): protein binding
Source: RefSeq, a predicted model, not a curated record
AGUCCAGUUCUACCCCCAGAGCGUAAAGAAAGAAAUGACCCCCAAAUUAUCAAAAUAAAAAUUUUAGGGUUUCUCUGCUCUGCUUUGCAAUCCGUCGAUUUCCAGAAUCUAGACGAAGGAAGAAGAGUGUACUGGGCUACAGACAGCAAGCUGGAGUUCUACUGGGUUACAUUGCAUGUUGUUCUCCGUUUCUUGUAGGCUUCUUCUAGUAUAAUCUAUGACAAUUUAGCUUAAUGGAACAAAAGGGCUUGUAUAGUAUAAACUGAAAUCGACUUUUCGUGCAAGCACAAAAGGAUACGAGUUAGUUUCAUGGAAGACAGGGGGAAGCGUAAGUUAUUGGCUACUACUGCAAGUCGUCAAGGCCAAGCAGUUAGAGCUGCUACCGAGGGUUUGAUUGAUAGGCUGAGUAAUCUUCCGGACCAUGUGGCUCAUCACAUUCUUUCGUUCCUUGCUAUUAAAGACCUUACUUGUUUCGGCUGUGUGUCCAAAAGAUGCCGAGAAUUUUAUCUGUCAACUCCGUCAUUGAAUUUUGAUGGAUUUUCCUGGAAGGACUUACGGACUUAUGAUAAGAGGUUGAGGUUGUGGAGUUAUUUGGAUAGGUACUUGUUUCAUCGUGGGGUUAAUAGGAUAGAGCGCUUUUGUAUUUACUGGGAACUUUACUAUGCGGACCAACAACAAAGCUUACGUGAAGAUGAGAGAUUUCGUUUGGACAAAUGGAUCUACAAUGCCAUAAGGUAUAAUGUUGAAUUCCUUGACAUCAAGUAUUUGGGUUGGGAGGCACUGCCCUUUCCUCCUUGCGUCUUACUUAGUGGAUCUUUGAAAUCUCUGUCUGUGCAUAUGAAUGGUAUGAUUUUUAAAGCACCCUCACUCGCUUCUUUCUCUAAUCUGGAAUGCUUGAAGUUGCGAGGUGUUAUUCUAGUAGAUGAGGGGCUUUUCAAAUGGAUCUCGUGUUCAUGCAAAUGCAUUAAGGAAUUGUCUCUUAAAUAUGUUUGUGGGAAGGGGACAAAGAAUUUCACUAUUGAAAGCACAUCUUUGGAAUCAUUGUGCAUUGAAUGGGUUUCUAGUAUCUGUUAUCUUUACAUUACCGGUGAGAAGCUUAGAAAAAUAACUAUCGACUGGAGAUUUGGCUUACUUACAGACAAACCACAUACAGAUAAAUCAUUAAAUAUCUGUGCUCCGAAUCUCAACAGUUUAAACUGGACCGGGAGUUUGAUGAAUCAGCCUAACCUUGGAAGAUUAGAAUGUUUAGAAGAAGCUAAGAUUUGUCUUCUGCCUAGUGAUGAUGAUUUUGUCUAUGUAUCUGAGGUUCUUUCCUGCUUAUCCAGUGCUAAAGUUCUUACACUGAACGACGAGACUACGAUGGUUCUGUUCAAGGGAGGUUCCAUGCCAUUGCUAAAGAAUGUUUGUUAUUUGUGUAUUCAUAUUGAAGGCUUUCUUGAUAAUCUAGUCCCUGCAAUGACCUCCCUUUUGGGAGGAAUGUCUAAGUUGAGUACAUUAAUCAUAAAGUCUGAUUCAUUCUUCUGUGGCCCUAAAGCUGAUUGUCGUGGGUUUAAUAUGGGAUACUGGAAGAUGCAAAACACUGCUUUUAUUUAUCAGCUCAAGGAGGUUACCGUAGAGCUUACCCAUGGGUCUAAUGGAAUCGAGUUUGCAAGAUAUAUCCUUGAACACGCUCAGAAUUUGAAUAAAAUGACACUUGUGCAUCCACCACAGCUCUCUAAUGCUAUGAGGAAGUUAAAGAAAAGCAAGAUGGCUUCCAACAUCACACUGGACUUUCAGGAAGAUCAAGAAAGAGGACCUCAGAAACGAAGAAGAAGGGUUGUCUGAUGAUGAUAAUGUAAACGCGCUCACCAGAUAAAGGAUCAUAAUGCGGCAGCAGUAGUUUUACAGACGUUGUCUUAUCUUAGUCCAGAGAGGUCCACAAGAGCAACUGGUCUGUUUCUCUGGCUUUGUUAUGGACGCUCAAUCCUUUCGGCAUGCAGUUUUUGACUGUUGUUUUUGGUUCCAAGUCUCUUGCUAGCAUGUCAUUGCUGUUUUCCUUAAUUGAGAACCAAUGUUCAGUAUGUUUACAACUAUAGUAUUUCGUUCCAUGUACAGUUUCAAUCGAAGUAUGCUAUUAGUUUCAUCUAAA